AUGAUUGGUUUCCGCCCCCACCUCUCCACACAAGACGUCCUCUUGCAACUCCACCACGACCUUCUCGAUCCGCCCACCUUCUCGGACACUAAGGCUCUCCUUAGCCUCGACCUUCACAAGGCGUUCGACAACGUCUCCCAUUUGGCUAUUCUUACCGAACUCGCCACCAUCAACCCUGGCUCUCGCACCUACCACUACAUUCGCUCCUUCCUCACGGCCCGCACGGCCGAAAUCAUCGUGGGAGAUCUCUCGUCUCCCACGUAUGCACUUGGAUCUCGUGGUACCCCUCAGGGCGCCGUCUUGUCACCUUUUCUUUUUAAUCUCGCCCUUCGCUCACUUCCCGACAAGCUCGACCGUAUCCCCGAUCUCAAACACACCCUGUACGCGGACGACGUAACUCUUUGGGUCACGUCUGGCUCCGACGGGCACAUUGAGCAGACGUUGCAACGCGCAACUGACGUCGUCACGAGUCACGUGCACGCGGCCGGUCUCGCUUGCUCGGCGGCCAAAUCGGCCCUCCUCCUCAUGCGGCCCCCCGACCGGCGUCGCCACAAGACGCCUCACCCCACCAUCACGAUUCACGCCAAUUCUACUCCCGUUCCCGUCGUCUCGCAUCUCCGGGUGCUCGGGCUGAUAGUACAGUCAAACCGCCAUAAUGCUCACACCAUCGACCAGCUCUCGCUUUCGGUUCAGCAAACCGCGCGCAUGCUCGCUCGUGUCCGAGCGCGGCGCAUCGGCAUGCGCGAACACGAUCUCCUUCGCCUAGUAGACGCUUUCGUCGUUUCCCGUCUCACGUACGGCCUUCCUUAUACGCGUCUUCUCAAAUCGGAACGCGACAAGGUCGACGUCCUCAUCCGCCGUGCAUACAAGACUGCUCUCGGCCUUCCCCCCAACGCGUCCACCGCGCGUCUCCUCCGCCUGGGAGUCCACAACACGCUCGACGAACUGAUCGAAGCUCACCGCACCGCUCAGGUGCAACGCCUUCAUCGUUCGCCGACCGGUCGCUACAUCCUCUCUUCCAUCGGUCAUGACACGUCUUCUCACCCACCAGACCUGGUCUCACUACCGCAUGCUCUUCGGGCAGCCUUUUCCAUCAAGCCGCUACCCAAGAAUAUGCUCGCGGGACACCACGACGCCCGUCGCCAAGCCCGUGCGGCCAUGCUUCACGCCAAGUACGCCGACCACCCGGCCAUCGCCUACGUGGAUGCGGCCCGAUACGCCUCGCCCGGGGACGCCUUCGCAGUCGUCUCCGUCUCCCCCUCCUCGGCACCCUUGGGACCGAUAAUCACGGCCGCCACCGUUCGAACGCCCUACGUCGUCGAGGCUGAGGAGGCGGCCAUCGCUUUAGCCGCCACCUCGACCGACGCCAGCGUCAUACUCUCCGACUCCAAGUACGCCAUCUCCAAUUUCGCCCGAGGUCUCGUCUCGCCUACCACCUUACGGCUCCUUCGCCCACUUCUACUGGAGGACGAACCGUGUCACAUUGAACUGGUCUGGGUUCCCGCCCACUCGGGUCACCCCGGCAACGAGUCGGCUCACCAACACGCUCGAGGAUUCGUCGACCGAGCGGUGGGCCCCUCCGCGUCGGACGCCCCGGUGCCGGAGCCCCUGGUCACCUACCACGACAUUACCCAGCACUAUCGCCUCGAACGGUACGCCUACCCACCCCCACAUGGCAGUCUUCCCAAGCGGUCCGAGAUCGCCUGGCGUCGCCUCCAGACCCGCACCUUUCCGUGCCCGCUAGUGUAUUCGCACAUCCACCCUGGUGUCAUUGAUCCACGCUGCUGCCUGUGCGGCGACGUUGCCUCCUUAAACCACAUCCUCUGGGGCUGCCCGGAAGACCCCCCGCCCACCGACCUCGUCUCGCCACCCCCCACCGACGAACAAUGGGAGGACGAGGUGAAGAAGAUCAUUCGUGGCCAUUUUGACAGCUGCCGUGAACUGGCUUAA
Messenger RNA from Dermacentor andersoni, 1950 nucleotides. Lineage: Eukaryota; Metazoa; Arthropoda; Arachnida; Ixodida; Ixodidae. The record is from RefSeq and is a predicted model, not a curated record.